AUGACACAUUCUUUCUCCUCGGUACCUCAGGUUGAUUAUGCUCGGCUACAGGACAAGACCACCCGACAAGAAGAGCUGGAUAAACUUCGAAACGCGAUAUUUGUCGUCGGAUUUUUGUAUUUGACCAAUACCGGACUAGAGGGUUUGAUCCGCCACACUCAUGACGAAUUGCCACAGCUAUUCGAUCUUCCGGCAGAGGUGAAAGAGAAUUGCAACAUGAUACACUCCGCCUCAUUCCUUGGCUACACCCGUCUUGGCGCGGAAACCACGGCAUUAAACACAGAUCUUCGCGAGCAAUUCGACUUUGGUACUCCAGGUAUGACAACGUGGACGGAGCAACACCCGUUCUGGCAGAGGCUAGAGGGCUCCAACCAGUAUCCAAACAAAUCGGGAGCCCAGGAGUUAGUGGAGAAUUACAUCUCCCAGAUUGAUAGACUGGCCCAGGAAUUUGUCCAUCUGGUGGCAGAAUGUCUCUCUCUUCCCGUGGAUACAUUUGAUAGCUUCAAGGGCAAAAUGAGCCGUUUGAAGUUUGUCAAAUAUCCUCCAUCAGCGCCAGACUCCCAGGGAGUCGGCCCACACAAAGAUUCUGCCGGGCUAUUCACUUUUCUCUCGCAGGACAAUACCGGUGGGCUUCAGGUCUUGAAUAAAAACGGGGAAUGGAUCGACGUGCCACCCAUCGAAGGAAGUCUGGUAGUGAAUAUUCAGCAGGGAUUUGAAGCCAUCACUGGAGGUGUUUGCGCAGCCACCACCCAUCGAGUUAUCGCGCCGACCUCGCAAACUCGAUAUAGCAUUCCAUUCUUCUUGGGUGUUCGGCUUGAUCUGACACUAUCUCAGCUGGAGGAGUCGGCAGCGCAUAUUGUCCAGCGCAUCCCGACAUCUGACGAUCGGAAAAAGCGAGCUGUUGAUGUUCCGAGCGAGUUUCUUUCCCCUCUAUAUUCGUGUUUUGGUGAAGCCCAUUUACGGAAUCGCAUUUUGAGUCAUCCAGACGUUGGGCGUCGCUGGUAUCCCGAGCUUUUUGAACGGUAUUCGAAACAGACAUUGAAAUAA
Molecule: messenger RNA, 1047 nt
Organism: Penicillium manginii
Lineage: Eukaryota; Fungi; Ascomycota; Eurotiomycetes; Eurotiales; Aspergillaceae
Product: isopenicillin N synthase family dioxygenase
Exons: 6
Coding region: 1-1047 (348 amino acids)
Molecular function (GO): dioxygenase activity
Source: RefSeq, a predicted model, not a curated record